UUCUUCUUCUCUGUGCGCCUCGCAACCCAGUUUCAGUUUUGCAACUUUGUCGUCUGCCGGCUCCGAUUCCGUUUGUAAGUCACUUCAUCACCAAUUCCUCUGCGUUUUCAAGCGACUGGAUCACCAAUUGUCACACGGCAAAGGACCAACCACCUGAGGUCAUGAACAACAAUACUACCAACACCACUGGAAGUGAGGGGUAUCUGCAGGCUAUGAGCCAGUCGUUAGGAAGUGAGGCAAACGGAACAAAGGAUAGAUUGGUAUGCACGGACACCAUGGGCACCUUGGCGACAGCCUUAGGCAGCUAGUGGCGCGGACCAUUUUAUGAGAGAUAAGAUACCGGCUCGCUAGACAGCCAGAAGAAGGGGUCAUCAAAGAUCUUGAGGCCACUGAAGAUUAUUAGCUGAACUGAACCACUGUUCCAAGCCCUGACAUUACAGCCCUUGUCACACCAAUUGUUUGGGGUUUUCAAGCGACUCGACCGCUAACUUCUCCGCUUUUGCAAGCGACGCCAACAAACCCGAGCUUUUUGAAGAUGGCGCGUGAGGGCCAUAACGAACGCCGCGACUAGUUUGUGGUGGCGUUGAUAGGUGCCAACAAUGUAAGUACCCGACCCCCUACACCUUUCGUCAUCGGUAUGCCCAGCCCCAGACUGCCUCUCCUACACAUAUGCUCCUCCUCUUGUUUUCGUCUCACCGCACUUGGAUCUGGCACGGGACUGCCAACACUGAUAGCCAGACUCAUCCCUUGAUUCGAUUUGAUCGCCGGUCAAUACUGAGUCGGAUGUUCUCGUGUGUCUCGUUGUUGGUAACUACCACUGCUUAAUUGUGUAUACGCCUCUUUAACUUGGUUAACCACGUUUGGCACUGUGAUUGACCGAGCAUUCGUUGGUCCCCAGCGGAACCUCUGAGGGCGCAGGGACCAGUAUGCGAGAGUUUUGAAAGAGAGCCCUAAUAUAAUAUCCUGGGCCUGCGAAGGUCAUGUGGUGGAGUGGGGUCCCGGUUGAUGUGGCGCGGUGAUCAAGAACUUGAGGCAUGUCUGGGUGCUUCCUCCGAUGCCGCUGCCGACAGCGCCGCAUAAAACCCUGCCGAGGACGGUACGAUGUCGGUUGACACCGAAGACAAGUGUGCCGAAUCCACUCGCCCCUUUGCCGCCGAGUCCCUCCCCGCCGAUCAUCCCGAUCACAAUGAUGCCUCUUCCGACAGCGCCGAGGAUGUUCUCGAGCUUGUGUCCAACACCCUGGAUAUGGGCGACAAACCUUCCCCCGAGUUGAUCAAGAGGUGCCAGUCAUACAUGGGUUACAAUGUCGACCGCAUGUGCGAUGCUGUUCUGGACCCCCAGAACACCAUAGGCAUGGAAACCUUUGCUGCUGGGGCUGGCCUGUCUCUGAUGGGGCAGAAGAUGGAGGAAAUCCAAACCUCACACGAACUACUCCACGUUCGUCAAUGACUUGGGACUCCUGCGUCUGGAGCAAAAGGGCGACGUGGAAGAACUGAAGACUGAGAAGGACAUGACCUCCGUGUCGGCGAAGUUCUUGCGGGACGGUGUUGAGAAGGUGGAAGGAAAAGCUUGAGGAGUUUGGUCUUUACUGGCGAUAGCGACAGGAUGGACUUUCGUCCGCUUGCGACAGGAACGGGGCUGCCGAGGGCCUUAGGGCCAGAGUCAUUGGCUCGAAGGCGAGGCGGCCGCCUAAACCAAGCGUCUUACUGGGAUGGAGGCUCACCUCGCAAAGAUUGAGGAGGUGAUGACCCAGGUUGUUCUUGUGGGAGGUGCCGAGCAGGCCUCGGGGGAGCUGUCGGUGGCUGCUCUGAUGAAGCAGAACCACGAUCUGCAGCGCCAGAACGAGGCUAAGAGUCUCCGCAAGGAGAUGAAGUCUGGCUAGGGUCACCAUGAUGCCCUGACGUCUGGCAUGAUGAGUCUCGCUGUUCGGCAGGACAAGUCGGAGAAGGCCCACAAGGAUGGCUGUGAGCCAUGAAUGAGCGCCUUGAGCGAGGUCAAGGAGUUGAAUAUGCUCCUGGCCAUGUUCUUGAGCGGCCAGGUCAACCAGUAAGCUGUUUGAUUGACCAUUGAUCUUUCAAAAGAUAUCUGCAUGAUUUGGUUGGCUUUUCUUUGUUGGAUUGGCAUGAGGGUUGGAGUUUUCGAGGGUGGAGUUGGGCAGGAUCGCUGGCAAACUGGGUUGAAGUUGUUUUUACAGGCAUUUGAGGCAAGCCGGGAUGGACUGGGGCUAUGGAAGUGCUGGUUUUAGAGAUACCCAAAUGCUACAUGCGACUUGAGC
Podospora pseudocomata is the source of this 2275-nucleotide messenger RNA. RefSeq lists its product as uncharacterized. The coding region runs from base 1102 to 1449 and encodes 115 amino acids. The record is from RefSeq and is a predicted model, not a curated record. NCBI's taxonomy places the organism in Eukaryota, Fungi, Ascomycota, Sordariomycetes, Sordariales, Podosporaceae. The transcript is spliced from 4 exons.